AUGGGCAACAAGACACCCCAUGGGCAACAGGACACCCAACUGGACCUAAAGCACCCCAUGGGCCAACCUGUCCCCGCCGGCUCGGCGCCGGGAGGAUGGCGGGCGGGGGGGGCAAAAAAACCCCAGCCCGCGGCGGCGCUGCUGGACUCCCUCAACCGCCUCCGGCUGGAGGGGAAGUUCUGCGACGUGGCCGUGCACGUGGGCGGUCGGAUCUUCCCAGCCCACAAGAGCGUCUUGGCCGCCGCGUCCCCCUUCUUCCACGACAAACUUCUGCUGCAGGAUGGGGGGCGCCUGCUGCUGCCCCCCGCCAUCGACCCCGACGCCUUUGAGGGGCUCCUACAUCUCAUCUACUCGGGCCGCUUGACGUUGCUGUUGGAUGCCCUGCCCGGUCAUCUCUUGGUGGCCAGCGGUCUCCAAAUGUGGCACGUGGUGGAUCAGUGCUCAGAGAUCUUGAGGGAGUUGGAGGGUGGGGUGUGCCGGUGGGCUGGGCGAGGCAGCGAGGUGACAUCAUCAUCGUCAUCAACUGGCCGCGGUGGUGAGGCUUCAUCAUCCUGGACUGCCCGUGGUGGAGAUGGGUCUUUGUCAUCAUCCUGGAUCAACCGUGGUGCAGAUGGGGCUUCAUGUAGCAGCCACGGGGGAGAUGGAGCAUCAUCGUGGACCACCCGUGGUGAUGGGGCUUCAUGUAGCACCCAUGGUGGAGAUGGAGCGUCAUCGUGGACCACCCGUGGUGGAGACGGGGCGUCAUGUCCCACCCGUGGUGGUGACGGAGCGUCAUCAUGGCCCACUCGCGGUGGCGAUGGGUCUUCAUCGUCCUCGUGGACCACGCGUGGUGGUGACGGCUCCUCAUGUCCCACCCGUGGUGGCGAUGGAGGAUCCUCGUGGUCCACCCGAGGUGGUGAUGGCUCUUCUUCAUCAUCAUCGUGGCCCGUGCGUGGUGGCGAUGGCUCUUCAUGGGCCACCCGCGGUGGUGAGGCGGCGCCACUGUCUUUCACCAAGGAGGGGGGCGAGGAGGUCCUCAAAAUCCGCGUAGCCGCUGACAUGGCACCAGCAGCGACAUCAUCCCUGAGCUCCCUCCUGAAGGACACCGGUGAGGAGGUCCUCAAGAUCUGCGUGGAGGAGGAAGAGGAAGAAGAAGAAGAGGAGGAAGAGGAGGGUGGCCUCCGCCGCCGCCACCGCCCCACCGAUGCCCUCCAGAUCGUGCUGGAAGAGGAAGAGGAGGAAGACGGGGUGCCCGGAGACGCCCACGAGCCCCCCAAGAUCUUCUACAUCAAGCAGGAGGCUCUUUCCCAGUUUGGGGCCAGCUCCCAGUUCAGGCCCUGUACUGGUUUGGGGCCAGCUCCCAACUAA
Molecule: messenger RNA, 1347 nt
Organism: Egretta garzetta (little egret)
Lineage: Eukaryota; Metazoa; Chordata; Aves; Pelecaniformes; Ardeidae
Product: zinc finger and BTB domain-containing protein 22-like
Exons: 3
Coding region: 1-1347 (448 amino acids)
Biological process (GO): regulation of transcription by RNA polymerase II
Molecular function (GO): protein binding; DNA-binding transcription factor activity, RNA polymerase II-specific; RNA polymerase II cis-regulatory region sequence-specific DNA binding
Source: RefSeq, a predicted model, not a curated record